AUGACCCCAGCCUAUCGCGAUCCUAAAGGACUGAUUCAAGUGUUUCGUCCCAAAGAGCAUGCGGCUCGCUUAUCGCUCUCUUGCUCUACGAUUGCAAUUCCACCUAUUCCAGAGGACAUUUUUCUGCGUGGAGUCAACCUCGCCAUCGUAAAGAACGCUGAAUAUGUUCCACCUCACGACACGGAUGCCGCGUUAUACAUACGGCCCCUUGUCUUCGGGUCAGAUGCAUUCUUCGCAGUCUCGGCUGGAACUGGAUACAAGUUCUGUAUCUAUGUACAGCCAUAUAAAGCCUAUCACGGUGUUCAUCCUCUCCCGGCAUUAAUCUUGGAGGAUUUUGACAGAGCGGCGCCCAAGGGGGUGGGUCAUGUGAAGGUCGGCGGCAACUAUGCACCUGUAUUGAAAUGGAGCGAUCAGGCUCGUGCUGAAGGCUUCUUUAUGACACUUCACCUUGACAGCCGUGAUAAUUCGGAGAUUGAUGAGUUUAGCACCUCCGCCUUUAUUGGCUUGAAACAGAGCGGCAGUUCAUUUACCCUUGUCUCACCGAAUAGUCGCUCGAUCUUGAAGAGUGUCACUAGUACCAGCUGUAUAGAGCUCGCCAAAUCUUUUGAAUGGAAUGUAGAGAUCCGCCCUGUAAGUGGAGGUACAGUGAAUAUCCCUUGCCAGCCCAGAGAAAUAACAGGUAUACAGAUCCCGUAUUCCGAGCUUCCUUAUUUCACAGAGGUUCUUGCUGCUGGGACUGCAGCUAUGAUACUGCCUGUCAAAUCAAUCACUCGCAGGUCAACCGGGGAUACUUUCGAAUUUGCAGUCAACGGGCCAGGUGAGGGCUGUAAAAAACUGUCCAAGGAGCUUUUAAACGUCCAGAAGGGCAUCGUGAAGUCCGAUCUAGGGUGGCUAUGGCAGGUUUCCCCGGUGUCCAACGCGGAAAGCACUUAG
This is a messenger RNA of Trichophyton verrucosum HKI 0517, 933 nucleotides long. RefSeq lists its product as uncharacterized. Lineage: Eukaryota; Fungi; Ascomycota; Eurotiomycetes; Onygenales; Arthrodermataceae. The coding region runs from base 1 to 933 and encodes 310 amino acids. Gene Ontology annotation, molecular function: branched-chain-amino-acid:2-oxoglutarate transaminase activity. The transcript has a single exon. Gene Ontology annotation, biological process: branched-chain amino acid metabolic process. The record is from RefSeq and is a predicted model, not a curated record.